GAGCUGUCAUUGCAUUUACACCGUUUUGACCAGCAGGUGCCGCCAGCCUGUGAUGUUUCGAUUGAAUCAAGCUUCGUUUCUUCACUAGUAAUGUGAAUCGAACAUAAAUGACUCUACUCUAGAUUUUUUAGAAAUGGAUUUUGUAGCUCUCUUUGAUGGCACUUGUUUUAUUGACGCCUUGUCUUAUUUUCCUACUAGAAAAUCAAAUGUAAGUCAGUGAGUAAACUUUCACUCAGUGAAUAUAGUAAAUUGAUAGUAACCGAAAGCAUUUCUGAUAUAAAAGUAAACAAAUGCUUAAAAAAAGUUAACACAAUCCCAAAGUUAAAUAAAAACUUUUUCAUUUUUAUAUCAGAAAACGCGCGGUGUGCUUUUUUUUGUAUAAAAAUCGUAAAAAAAGGAAAAGAGAAAAAAAAAACACAUCUAUGGAUUUAAUUUAUGCAGAGAAGGAACCGGAAAUACGUAGUCUGUUGUAUUCCGCACACAUCCGCAGUUCUCUAGUGUUUGUAUUAAUGGAUGUUUAAGCAGUAUCUGCACCCAUUGCGAGACGGCCUGGUUCGCAGAUCCAGUGCCUGUCCCCCCACUGCAGGAAGGUGAGUUUGGAAGAGUCUCAAAACGGAGCCGCCAGCAACAUUCGUGCAACAAUGAGCUCGGGACAGCCGAGCGACAAUGAGGAGCCCGAGGUGCCGCGCGCUGUUCUGCUGCGCGAGGAGGAUGAGGAUGAGGAGGACAGCGAUGAAGACAAAGGCUCCACGAGAUCAUCAUCACCACAAGCGGCCCGUGAGAGUGCUGAGGUGCAGGGCAGCUCGAGGCUCGAGUUGGCCGCAGACGGCGGGACGGGCUCGGGAUGCAGGGGCUCGAGCGCUUGCGACUCUCUGUUCUCGUGGAUUUGCAGGAGGACAAUCCGCAGGGGGCCGUUCGUAGACCCCGCGCGGGAUCAUUACCGUACAAUGACACGGCUUUAUUCGUCCAUGAGCCCGGCUACGGAUUCGGUGAACCUCACUACACAAACUCACGGGGCUGUCUUCAACUUGGAGUACUCCCCGGACGGGUCAGUUUUGACGGUCGCUUGCGAGCAGACUGAAGUGCUUUUGUUUGACCCUGUUUCUUCCAGACAUAUUAAAACACUGGUGGAGGCUCAUGAGGACUGUGUGAACAACAUAAGGUUUCUCGACAACCGGCUGUUUGCGACCUGCUCUGAUGACACCACCAUUGCAUUGUGGGAUUUGCGGAAACUCAACUCGAAAGUGUGCACAUUGCAUGGCCACGCCAGCUGGGUCAAGAACAUUGAGUAUGAUACACACACCCGCCUGCUUGUGACGUCAGGGUUUGAUGGAAAUGUCAUCACCUGGGAUACUAACAGGUUCACAGAAGAUGGCUGUCCACAUAAAAAGUUUUUCCAUACACGCUAUCUAAUGCGGAUGCGUCUGACUCCAGACUGCAGUAAGAUGUUGAUCUCCACAUCCUCUGGUUACCUGCUCAUCUUACAUGACCUUGACCUCACCCAGAGCCUUGAGGUCGGGAGCUACCGCAUCCUACGGGCCCGCAGGGCUCCACUCAGCACAGAAGGUUCAUCAGCAGGUUCCAGGUCAGGUGGUUCUCGUCACACCAUUGACAGCAAAACCCAUCCACACAGAGAGGGUUUGUCACCCAGAAACAGUCUUGAGGUUUUAACCCCAGAGAUUCCGGGUGAGCGGGACCGUGGGAACUGCAUCACCUCCUUGCAACUGCAUCCUAAGGGCUGGGCCACACUGUUACGCUGCUCCAGCAACAUGGACGACCAGGAGUGGACGUGCGUGUACGAGUUUCAAGAGGGAGCUCCACCUCGACCACCAGUGUCUCCUCGCUGCUCUCUGCGUCUCACGCACUACAUCGAGGAGGCUAAUGUCGGCCGCGGCUACAUUAAAGAGCUGUGCUUCAGUCCUGACGGCCGCCUCAUUUGCUCGCCUUACGGUUACGGCGUGCGCUUGCUGGCGUUCGAUGAGCACUGCGCUGAGCUGACGGACUGCAUGCCUGUGCGGACGGCUCUGCUGCGGGAGGUCCGCUCCAUCUACUCUCACAGUGACGUGGUGCUCACCUCAAAGUUUUCGCCCACUCACUGUCAGUUUGCAUCAGGCUGCCUUAGUGGACGCGUAGCUCUGUAUCAACCACACUUUUAACACAUACAAAUUCAUUUGAAUUUACACUGAUCACUGAACUACAUCCUGCAAAUGGCAGAAGCUUUUGAUGUUGACGGCGGACAAUGGGAGAACGAAACUACCUUAAAGGGAUAGUUCACCCAAAAAUGAAAAUUCUGUCAUUAUUUACUCCCCCUCAGGUUGUUCCAGACUUGUAUAAAUUUCUUUGUUUUGCUGUACACAAAGGAAGUUAUUUGGAAGAAUGUUUAUAACCAAGCAGAUCUCGCCCCCCACUGACUACCAUAGUAGGAAAAAAUUUGGGGGCGAGAUCAAUGGGGGGCGAGAUCUGCUUGGUUACAAAUAUUCUACAAACGUUCAGACAAAGGAAGAUAUUUGGAAGAAUGUUUAUAACCAAGCAGAUCUCGCCCCCCAUUGACUACCAUAGUAUUUUUUUUUUUCCUACUAUAGUAGUCAUUCACACAAAGGAAGAUAGAUGGAAGAAUGUUUGUAAUCAAGCACAUCUCGCCCCUCAUUGACUACCAUAGUAUAUUUUUUCCUACUAUGGUAGUCAGUGGGGGGCGAGAUCUGCUUGGUUCAUUCAAACAUUCUUCCAAAUAUCUUCCUUUGUGUGAAUGUUUGUAACCAAGCAGAUCUUGCCCCCCAUUGACUACCAUAGUAGGAAAAAAAAUACUAGAGUAGUCAAUGGGGGGCAAGAUCUGCUUGGUUACAAACAUUCUACAAACAUUCACACAAAGGAAAAUAUUUGGAAGAAUGUUUAUAGCCAAGCAAAUCUUGCCCCCCAUUGACUACCAUAGUAUUUUUUUUUUCCUACUAUGGUAGUCAAUGGGAUGCGAGAUCUGCUUGGUUACAGACAUUCUUCCAAAUGUCUUCCUUUGUGUGAAUGUUUGUAACCAAGCAGAUCUCGCCCCCCAUUGACUACCAUAGUAGGAAAAAAAGUACUAUGGUAGUCAAUGGGGGGGGCAAGAUUUACUUGGUUACAAACAUUCUUCCAAAUAUCUUUCUUUGUGUACAGCAGAACAAAGAAAUUUAUACAGGUUUGGAACAACUUGAGGGAGAGUAAAUGAUGACAGAAUUUUCAUUUUUGGGUGAACUAUCCCUUUAAAUGGAGUAUUUUUGUGUGUGUAUGUGUGUGAGGUCACACUGCAUGUGAAUGACCUGCGCGUUUUUGUCAUUUUUAGAUGUAAUUGUUCUUUACACUGUGUAAACUCUGAACUUAUCAGUCUGUGCAAGAAUGAAAGCAAAGAGCAUUAGUUUUUCUCCGUGAUGGAGGAUGAAUGAGUCACGUGAGCGUUAGAGAAUUGUGUGGAAUGUUUUUUUUGUUUGCUCAUCCAUGAAGCACUGCAGUAAAUGCUUAAGCCAAUCAUUUUCAUGUAACUGUACGCAGUUCAAGGCAAUUUUUGCAUUUUGCCAAACAUUUUAAACUUUGCAAUGCCAUAUUCGUUUUCAGAAACAUUUUUUUCUGGAAGUAUGUCACUUUUACCAAUUGUAUUUACUUUUGGACUGCUUGUUCUUAACAACACUAACUGAGGUCUGAUUUGUAGAUUGUCAAUGCAGUAUGUACCAUGUACGUGUUGGGAUGAAUAUGACUUCUGUCAGUGGUUGAUUGAAUUGACUGGGAAUUUUGUAAUAUUCUGUUUUUCAUAUGCUUCUGGAUUCUACAAGGACAAUCAGCAGUUAUGAAAUGUUCUGAUGCUCGUGACGCACAGCGAGAGCUUUGAACUCUGGACAAAGACGAUGGGAGAUGGCAGUUUUGAUGCAGGUUUAGCUGAUGGAUGAGUGUUUUAUAUGGCUGGACAUGAUGAGAUUAGCCUUCAAGACUAAAUAGAGGACACAAUCUGAAUGUUCAGCUUUUCUGGGACUAAUAUCAGUGGUUCCUCCGUAGCAGUUAUUUAAAUAGAGUGGACGUUAUUAAAAAUUGAAAUUUAAAAGCAGAGUAAUAGUAAAAGUUAACAUAACUUUAUUCAUCCUUGAUUCUCAUUUGAUUCACUCUAUUCAUGUUAACAUUACUAAGGAUGCAGUGCUACAGAUAUAUUAAAUAAAGACAGCUUUUUUCAUAGCUUUUGUUUGGCUUGGGGAAGAAAAAUUCUGUAAACUAAAAAGCUGUUUGAGAUUUUUAAGAACUAAGACUUGUAUUAGCAUUCCUGGAAGCAUGGUGAAUAAGCAUUGGCGUCUGACUCACUUAAACCGAUCAUCUGGGACGGGGGCGUCACUCGUUUUAAGUCUAAAGUUGCAUUAUGGAAAAAAAUCACCUUGUGUGGGCUGAUUUUUUGUGACACACUGGUGUAGAUCAUACAUAUAGAAUAGAAAAUAUAUGGAAUUGGUUAGUUUCAUAUACAAGAGAGUUUUAAGAUUAAAUACCAUUCAAAAGUUUGGGGUCUGUAAGAUUUUUUUAAUGUGAGUCUAUUAUGGCUAUAAUAUUUAAUCAAAAAAUACAGUAAAAACAGUAAUAU
Molecule: messenger RNA, 4585 nt
Organism: Ctenopharyngodon idella (grass carp)
Lineage: Eukaryota; Metazoa; Chordata; Actinopteri; Cypriniformes; Xenocyprididae
Gene: wdr32
Product: WD repeat domain 32
Exons: 7
Coding region: 642-2156 (504 amino acids)
Cellular component (GO): Cul4-RING E3 ubiquitin ligase complex
Molecular function (GO): protein binding
Source: RefSeq, a predicted model, not a curated record